Messenger RNA from Paramuricea clavata, 771 nucleotides. Lineage: Eukaryota; Metazoa; Cnidaria; Anthozoa; Malacalcyonacea; Plexauridae. The record is from the annotation of a GenBank genome assembly.
AUGUCUGCUCAAGGUCGACGAAAAUCGAGGUUUCGUAGCCUCUGUGACGACCACGAAGAUGGUAAAGGAAUGAAAAAUGGUCUACAGUGUCGUUUUACUGUAUCUUACGUGGGUGAAACUGCGUGGCGGGACGAAUAUGCGUAUGUCCAUGAAAUUAUGGAAAAUGUAUUACCCAAACAAAUGUCUGGAAAAUUUUGGUUAAAGAAGGAAGCUAAAAGAAAAGUUUGUCUAUUCAUCGAUGUUUGUUCCACGUCUGUGUUUAUUCAAAACACUGAAGGAAUCUCUGAAAAUUGUUUUCAAUUCUGCAAUAUCAAAGAAGUCAUAUAUUGCGGUAACAUGAAACAGUAUUCGAAAAAUGUUAUCUUGGUUGUAGAUGGAGAAGCGGAUUCGGCUGUGAAAGCUCAUAUUUUUUCAUGUAGUAGCGUAAAGGAAGCCAAAAAGGCAUUCAAAGUUUUUACCGACGUGUUCGCACAUGUCAGUAAUGAGAAACUGGAUUUCAAUCUGGAAGUUGAAGCUGAAAUCACAGACGUCUUUAGUGAUGAAAUUACAAGUUCUUCCCACCUAUCGUUGACAACCAACGUAGAGACAGGAAGACAGAAUAGCUUAUCAGAAAGCAAGGCAAUGUCGCCAGAGGUUGAAGACAAUUUUGUAGACAAUGCAUUUACAGCCUUUGCUCGCUCGAGAUCAUUUAAUUCUGGUAAAAGAUAUACGCCUGGUUCAAGGCAAAAGUUAUUGCGUCCUUAUUCAUCACCUGGAGGAAAUCUGCAUUAG